AGGAUAAUUUCGGAGGAGCGUGAAAGGCUCAAAGCAGAACAAGAUCAGGGGGUGGAAAUGAGUCUACAGAUGGACCAAGCAGCAGGUCCUGUUGCUGGCAACGCAGAAGCCCAGGCUGCAGCAGGUCCUGUUGCUGGCAACGCAGAAGCCCAGGCUGCAGCAGGUCCUGUUGCUAGCAACGCAGAAGCCCAGGCUUUACGACAAGCAAGGAGAAAUAGGGUGGGCCAAGAAACAACGGAUGGGGUCUUCGUGAAGGCAAAGUGUGGAGGCAAAACAUUCACAAGAUGUUUUAAUAUAGGCUCAUGUUAUCAAGAAGUAUAUGACUGGAUUGGUUGCAGAGAGGACCUGCCUCUACACUUUAUCCUCCUCAGGACCCCAAACCCGUGCCCCAUCAAGAGAGAUGAGAAAAUCUCCCAGAGUGAAACAGUUGUUGUUUCUGAGGUGACUCAAGAACAAGAGUUCGGAAAAAUGCAUACAACU
Molecule: messenger RNA, 480 nt
Organism: Actinia tenebrosa (Australian red waratah sea anemone)
Lineage: Eukaryota; Metazoa; Cnidaria; Anthozoa; Actiniaria; Actiniidae
Source: RefSeq, a predicted model, not a curated record